Messenger RNA from Hibiscus syriacus, 273 nucleotides. RefSeq lists its product as uncharacterized. The record is from RefSeq and is a predicted model, not a curated record. NCBI's taxonomy places the organism in Eukaryota, Viridiplantae, Streptophyta, Magnoliopsida, Malvales, Malvaceae. The transcript has 2 exons. Bases 1 to 273 code for a protein of 90 amino acids.
AUGGAUAAAGAUAAGGUGAAGGCUAUCAAUAAGUGGUCGACCCCGCAACAUGUUAGUGAUCUCAGAUCUUUCCUCGGUUUGGCCAAUUAUUACAGACGUUUUGUGGAGGGUUAUUCCCACAGGACAGUGGUGAUUAGUGAGCCAGUUCUUGCCUUAUCGGAUCUUGAAAAACCUCUAGAAGUGGAAACAAUGGUGAUCAGUGGGUACUGGGAGGGAUUCACCACGUGGGAGUGUCUCUCCAGAGAGAUUCACACUUGUGCCUAUCAGAACUGA